Molecule: messenger RNA, 1130 nt
Organism: Salarias fasciatus (jewelled blenny)
Lineage: Eukaryota; Metazoa; Chordata; Actinopteri; Blenniiformes; Blenniidae
Gene: tmem134
Product: transmembrane protein 134
Exons: 8
Coding region: 224-850 (208 amino acids)
Source: RefSeq, a predicted model, not a curated record
AGUUAGGAAAAAAAGAGGUCCAAAGUUUUGCUUCAAACUUUAUCUCACCUUAAAUUAAAACAUAAGCUUUCUGAAAGGCUUCCUGGACUUUUCCGACAGAGUGGACAAAUAUGUGAGCCAUCUCGAGGCACCGUGAAGCGGACUUUGGCCUCUGUGGAAGAACAGAUAAGUUGAAGACAUGAGCAUCGAACCCGUGUACCUGAGGGUGUGAAAGGUGGUUACCAUGGCAGCGCAGUUCACUAUCGACGACGCCUUCGUGCUGGACGGAGACGAGGAGGGAGCUGUGUCCGAUGGAGACACGGAGGGAUGGGCGGCCAGAGACAAGGACCGAGACGGAGGAGAGAUGACAUUUGGGCCCCUCACGUUCUCCAAGCCUCAGACUCAUCCGUCACCUGCUGCCACCGGCUCCCCGGACCACAGCAACCUGAAGUACCAGAAUCUGGAAAAUGAAGAUGCUCUUGGCAGUAAUGCAAACUCCACUUUCAAUAACUUCUUCAAAAUCAGUGACCCUGCCACUCUGUCUUACUGCAGCUCUCAGUGGUCCUUCAGCACCCUCAGCUCUGUCACGCAGCUCUCCGCACACUGCUGCGGGUGGGUGUCCCAUCCACUGGUGAAGAAAAACAGAAGAGUUGUUCUUGCGUCAUUCCUUCUCCUCAUCACUGGAGUUGCUCUUAUUUUUACAGGUGUUGUCAUACAACUGAAUCCAAAUGCAGGUGUCUCAAGUGCCAUUUUCUUUGUACCUGGAUUUCUUCUCUUCAUCCCUGGCGUGUACCAUGUGAUCUACAUCAGCUGCGCUGUCCAUGGCAGAAGAGGCUUCAAGUUGUUCUACCUACCUUAUUUUGAGAAAUGACAUUUUAUGAGGCACUACAUUCCCACUACAUUCCCACUACAUUUCUUUAUUUGCCAUGUUAAUUGAACUCUUUUUGUCGUGAGUCGCAAAAGCUUCUUGUUACAUUGUUGUUGUGUUUUUCUUGUCAUUGUAAUGACCACUGUUACUUCAACCACUCAGUGUUGAGACUGUUUCCACUACGUGAACUGACGUUGUUGCACAUGUGCACACGAGAAGAGAUGGGUCUUGCCUGUGUUUGUCACGUUGUGUGAAUAAUGACUGUGAAACUACAAUAAAAUUU